Messenger RNA from Suhomyces tanzawaensis NRRL Y-17324, 1599 nucleotides. Its product is annotated as ribosome dissociation factor GTPase. The coding region runs from base 1 to 1599 and encodes 532 amino acids. The record is from RefSeq and is a predicted model, not a curated record. The transcript has a single exon. Gene Ontology annotation, molecular function: GTPase activity; GTP binding. Gene Ontology annotation, biological process: translation. Lineage: Eukaryota; Fungi; Ascomycota; Pichiomycetes; Serinales; Debaryomycetaceae.
AUGGACGAAAAUAGAUCAAAAAGAAGGCGACAUGACCAGCAGCUAUUCUACCCACUUACUAACGUUGAACUCAAUAUAGAAAAGAUCUCCAAGGCGGCACAAAACUUCAAUGGUCCAUCUCCGGAUGAUAAGAUCAUUAACGCUCAAAAGGCAGCCUUCGAGGACAAGUUGGGCAACCUUCAACUCUCUGAGUCCUCGGAAGCUGCCACCAAAAAACCAGUAAAAGUCACCAAACCUACUAAGAAAUUGAACUUGGAGCACGAACUUUCCACAAACAAGACCUACUCCAAGCCACACAAGUCGUUCGUGGUGAUCGGACAUGUGGACGCCGGUAAGUCGACCUUAAUGGGAAGAAUGCUUCUUGAUUUCGGGAUUGUGGAUAUCAAGACGGUCAACAAACUUGUCAAGGAAGCAGAAAGAGCCGGUAAGGGCUCUUUUGCGCUUGCGUGGGUCAUGGAUCAAACUGCAGAAGAAAGAGCUCAUGGUGUGACUGUGGAUAUCUGUGCCACCGAUUUCGAAACCGAGAAGACCAGAUUCACUGCCAUAGAUGCCCCUGGUCAUAAGGAUUUCGUUCCUCAAAUGAUUGGGGGCGUUUCCCAAGCCGACUUUGCUUUAUUAGUGGUUGACUCAAUCACAGGCGAAUUCGAGGCCGGGUUUGCCAUGGACGGUCAAACAAAGGAACACACUAUCUUGGCCAAAAACCUCGGGAUUGAAAGGGUGUGUGUUGCUGUCAACAAAAUGGACAAGGAAAACUGGGAUGAACUCAGAUUCAAUUCCAUCAAAUCACAGUUACUCGAAUACUUAACCAGUGAUGAAGUGGGCUUUGCAGCAGAUCAAAUUGACUUCGUGCCUAUUUCUGGAUUAACCGGAGAGAACGUCGUGAAAAGAAAUUCGAGUCUUGAGGCACUUUCAUGGUACAAGGGCCCUACCUUGGGAGAGUACUUAGAAACGGUUAAAUUGUCUAGCGACAUCAAUGCUGACUCCAUUUCCCAGUUACUUGCAGAAGACUUCUAUUUAUCUGUGCACGAUGCUAUCAAGGACAAAGGAGAAAUCAAGGUUAGUGGUAAGAUCAGUUCUGGUGUGAUUCAAGUGGGCGAAACUAUCGUUUCUGCGCCAAACGAUGUUGCCUUGCAAGUCAACGGAUUGAAGUCUGCGGGCAAACCAGUCGAUUUCGCUGUGAGGGGUGAAUUGGUCCAAAUGUCUUUCAAGGCAAGUCAGAUUGAAAACGAUACCAUCGAAGUAUUCAGAAUUGGAGAUUUAGUUUCCAAGGUGGGUAGCCCUGCAAAGUCAGUCAAGAAGCUUACCAUCGCAUUGCAUUUGUUCAACAUGACCAAACCAUUAUUGGUGGGUUCUCCCUUUGUCUUGUUUAGGAACAACUGUCAAGCACCUGCCAGAAUCACCAAACUUAUAGAGGUCACCAGCGGAAAGAAGAAGAAAAAGUUGUUGCACCUUGUUUCCAAGCAAACUGCUAUAGUCGAGGUGGAAGUGGAAGGCAACGCCCUUCCUGUGACCAAGUAUUCUGACAACAAGAUCUUGGGAAGAGUCGUUAUUAGGAGAGAAGGAGUGACAAUCGGUGCUGGUACUGUGGUCGAUUUCUAA